AUGCCCACUCUGCAAAUAAACGCCUCUCAUAGCGGGCGAGAUAGAAAAUGGGCUGGCAAAAUGCUUACUAGCUCACAUGCUACCGAAAACCAUUCCAGUAAGUGAGUAUAAAUUCAUUCGCCUUGCCCAGAGAAAAGUUGAAGUAGCUGUACUAAAGCUCAAAAUACACAACCCAUCAUUCACCACCUCUCCACCUUGACACUUCAUCACUCACAACUUCGAUUACAUAUUGCAACGAAUAGCCUAUAAGUCUUGUGACCAAUCUGUUCGUCUGCCAGUAUUCAUUAAGCUAAUUGACCCCUGUAGCAAUAUGUGCAAGGCAACUAUCAUAACCGAUGUGAUACUUUGUGGACAUACGAUCGAUGCGGCGCCCUCUCUCGUUCCCGAUGGUUGCGGUGGUUGCGGGACUGCUACAUCGACCGUGCAUAUGGCGUCGUCGAAAAGGAAGACCCCAUGCGAGGAUUGUAAAGCGGAUGGGAAGUGGGUCCAGCAAAACGGCAAAUGGGUUAAAGCUUAA
Molecule: messenger RNA, 517 nt
Organism: Hymenoscyphus albidus
Lineage: Eukaryota; Fungi; Ascomycota; Leotiomycetes; Helotiales; Helotiaceae
Source: the annotation of a GenBank genome assembly